AUGAAUGGGCAACUUACGCAAUACUAUGACUAUGUUAAACAUAAUCUGUUUAAUUUCAAUGGUAAUGGAGCAUUAGUUAGAACUAUCGAAGGUAUCCCUCAUAAUGGGGUUAUGAAUUUUUUCUCUUUUUUACUAGUAGCAGCAUACAUGGGAUACUUGGUAUUGGGGAGUUCAAAGAAUAAAAAAAAUAAAAAGGGGGAUAAUAACGUAAAUCCAAUUCCCAAUGUUAAAAAUAUUUACAAUAAACGUAAGUAUACGGAUGAUCAAUCAUCAGCACCAAAAACAGAUAAAUGGAAACAUGAUGCUUGGAGAAAAUGGAUUUUAAAUUUAGACGAUAGAUGGAACACAUUUAGCAGAAAUGUUGAUAAACAUAAAGGUGAAUGGAUGGACCAAAAAGAUGGCCAAUUGAUAGAAUGGGUAAAAGAAUUACAAGCAAAAUGGAUGCAUUUCAAUCCGAAUAUAGAUCAAGAAUAUAAAAUUGAAUUUCUAAAAAAGUCUGAAAACUGGACUGAUGAUAAAUGGAAAAUAUGGAUGUUAACAGAAGCACAACAACUUUUAGAAAAUGAUCUAAAAGAGUGGCUUUCUCAGGCUGAAGCAGAUUAUUGUAAAUGGACUAUGGAUGCAUGGAAUCAAUGGAAAGAUAGUCAAAUAAAAGAAUGGAUAACUCUUGAUUGGAAAUAUGAAGAAGACACUUUCUUUUCGAAAAUUGAUGAAUUUACAGUAGAAUCAUUACCACCAGAAGACCAAAGAUUAUGGUAUUCUUGGAAAGAAAGAAUAUACAAAGAAGGAAGUGAUUGGAAAUAUUGGGCAUCACUAAAGGAAUCUAAAUAUGUAAAUGAAAAUUGGGAAUUAUGGGAAGAAUGGAAAAAUGAAAAACAAGAAAUGUUCAGUGAAUGGCUUCAAUUAUAUACUAAUAAAUGGAUCCAACAAAAACAAUGGAGAUUAUGGAUUGGAGAAAAAAUGUCACAAAAUGAUCAAAAACUUACAUCUGAAUCGAUUUCCGUAGGUGCUAGCGCUGGCGAAAAAAAUGAUGAGGUGAAAAAUGAUGAGGUGAAAAAUGAUGAGGUGAAAAAUGAUGAGGUGAAAAAUGAUGAGGUGAAAAAUGAUGAGGUGAAAAAUGAUGAGGUGAAAAAUGAUGAGGUGAAAAAUGAUGAGGUGAAAAAUGAUGAGGUGAAAAAUGAUGAGGUGAAAAAUGAUGAGGUGAAAAAUGAUGAGGUGAAAAAUGAUGAGGUGAAAAAUGAUGAAGUGAAAAAUGAUGAAGUGAAAAAUGAUGAGGUGAAAAAUGAUGAGGUGAAAAAUGAUGAGGUGAAAAAUGAUGAAGUGAAAAAUGAUGAAGCGAAAAAUGAUGAAGUGAAAAAUGAUGAAGUGAAAAAUGAUGAGGUGAAAAAUGAUGAAGUGAAAAAUGAUGAAGUGAAAAAUGAUGAGGUGAAAAAUGAUGAAGUGAAAAAUGAUGAAGUGAAAAAUGAUGAGGUGAAAAAUGAUGAGGUGAAAAAUGAUGAGGUGAAAAAUGAUGAGGUGAAAAAUGAUGAAGUGAAAAAUGAUGAGGUGAAAAAUGAUGAGGUGAAAAAUGAUGAAGUGAAAACCGAUGAAAAAAAAAGUGAGAUGAAAAAAGAUGACGGUACUAAUGGUAUUAAAAUCAAAUAUAACGGCAUAAACGAAUCAACGAAAACCGAUGAAAAAAAAAGUGAGAUGAAAAAAGAUGACGGUACUAAUGGUAUUAAAAUCAAAUAUAACGGCAUAAACGAAUCAACGAAAACCGAUGAAAAAAAAAGUGAGAUGAAAAAAGAUGACGGUACUAAUGGUAUUAAAAUCAAAUAUAACGGCAUAAACGAAUCAACGAAAACCGAUGAAAAAAAAAGUGAGAUGAAAAAAGAUGACGGUACUAAUGGUAUUAAAAUCAAAUAUAACGGCAUAAACGAAUCAACGAAAACCGAUGAAAAAAAAAGUGAGAUGAAAAAAGAUGACGGUACUAAUGGUAUUAAAAUCAAAUAUAACGGCAUAAACGAAUCAACGAAAACCGAUGAAAAAAAAAGUGAGAUGAAAAAAGAUGACGGUACUAAUGGUAUUAAAAUCAAAUAUAACGGCAUAAACGAAUCAACGAAAACCGAUGAAAAAAAAAGUGAGAUGAAAAAAGAUGACGGUACUAAUGGUAUUAAAAUCAAAUAUAACGGCAUAAACGAAUCAACGAAAACCGAUGAAAAAAAAAGUGAGAUGAAAAAAGAUGGCGGUACUAAUGGUAUUAAAAUCAAAUAUAACGGCAUAAACGAAUCAACGAAAACCGAUGAAAAGAAAGAAGAUACCGAUACAAGUUCAUUAAAUGGUGAUGAAAAUAAACAAAAAAAUAUAACGAACCCAUAUCUUCGAAACUCGAUAUUUAUAUAA
Molecule: messenger RNA, 2382 nt
Organism: Plasmodium berghei ANKA
Lineage: Eukaryota; Apicomplexa; Aconoidasida; Haemosporida; Plasmodiidae
Product: tryptophan-rich antigen
Exons: 2
Coding region: 1-2382 (793 amino acids)
Source: RefSeq, a predicted model, not a curated record